UUUUUGUUGCAGGAAAGUGAAACAACCCGCCUGAUACCACCGCCUCCCCCCAAAACGCGUUUGUCAACGUUCGGUGCACGAAGCGGUAUGGACGGUGACGGGACGAGAAAUGCAUUCGGUGAUGAGGAUAUGUUCGAGUCGACGUCCGAUACUGCCACCCCAGCAAUGGUGCACGUGGAGCAGUCCAGUCGUGGUACAAUAAAACAUCCAGGCAAACAUUUUCUCGUUUCGCUUAGGCCUCUCCCAUUCCUCGCUGUUUUUGCUUUCUUUUUUUUUCCAGGUACACUCGGGGGUAACUUUGUGCCGCUAACAGACAGCGAUGAAAUAACAAUUGACGAAUCGUCACCACCAGUUCUAAGCCGUUACGGCGAUUUUCAUACGAUCGACUGGCAACGCGAUCUUGCACGCGAUAGGCUGCGCCACAAAUUCAUUGUGAAAUGGUCGGAGACGCCGCUCGGUAAACUGUAUGGCUUGUGGGAUGCGGGAAGCGGCUGGAUCUGUGUUUUAAUGGUCGGCCUUGCCGCGGGCACCGUUGCCGGCAUCAUCGAUAUCGGAGCACGAUGGAUGAGCGAUUUAAAGGAUGGUGUGUGUGCGGACCGGUUCUGGCUGGAUCGUGAGCAUUGUUGUUGGUCGGCCAAUGACAGUGUGUACAAGGACGCCGAUUGCUCGGCCUGGACUUCAUGGCCCGAAAUGAUGCACUACUAUGAGCGCAAUUUUUUUUAUUACAUAAUGGAGUUAUUUUUUUAUUGCGGCUGGAGCGUACUGAUGACUGGCCUCACUGUUGCGCUAGUCAAGGCAAGUGCCCCAAAUCACCGCCUUUUUUUUCAGACAUUUCUAAAAAAUAACUGCUGUGUCUGUUAUAUUAUAAAAUCUUGUUUUCAGGUGUUUGCGCCGUACGCAUGCGGAUCCGGUAUACCAGAAAUCAAAUGCAUACUUUCCGGUUUCAUUAUUCGAGGUUAUUUGGGUAAAUGGACUUUCAUUAUCAAAUCUGUUGGUCUAAUUUUGGCAUCCGCAUCCGGACUGAAUCUUGGGAAAGAAGGUCCAAUGGUGCAUCUGGCAUGUUGUAUUGGAAAUAUAUUUUCUUAUUUAUUCCCCAAAUAUGGUUCAAAUGAAGCCAAAAAACGGGAAAUAUUAAGCGCAUCAGCAGCAGCCGGUGUUUCAGUGGCAUUCGGUGCUCCCAUUGGCGGAGUUUUAUUUAGGUUAUUUUGUUGUAUUUUCUGUCAAUCACUGGGACUUUUAUUUGAUUUAUGUCCCGAAGCCGCAGCCUUCCCGUCUCAAGUGCAUGUUAUCUCUCUCCUUUUUUUUUCUUGCACAAUUCAGUUCCUGAAAUGUGAUUGUGUGAAAUUUCAGACAUCUUUGUUCCACGUUGACUAUAGCAUGAAAUGGACAUUCAUCGAGCUCAUACCGUUUGCUGGUCUCGGACUGUUCGGAGGUAUCAUUGGAAGUGUGUUCAUCUGGGCCAAUAUCAAGUGGUGCCGCUUUCGCAAAGCGAACAAAACGUUGGGAAAUAAUCCGGUAAAAGAGGUGCUCAUCAUAACACUUAUUACCGCGUUCGUCAGCUACUUCAAUCCGUACACACGCCGAAGUGCGUCAUCGUUGAUCAGACAAUUGUUUGAUCGCUGUGGGCCCGAAGAUUUCAUGAUGGAUCUUUGUGAUUAUCAGAACAAAACGUUUUCAUCGGACAAAGUAGACGACAACUAUCAUACAGGCGAAUUUGGCGCUGGAGUGCAUGGUGUCCAUUCAUGGGGUUAA
Gongylonema pulchrum is the source of this 1752-nucleotide messenger RNA. Lineage: Eukaryota; Metazoa; Nematoda; Chromadorea; Rhabditida; Gongylonematidae. The record is from the annotation of a GenBank genome assembly.